UGUCGUUCAUCAGUUGGGGGAAGACAGGCAAGCGUUUCGCAUGCAAAGCGAGAUAGCUUUACUUUGUUAUUAAUUGCAUGAAUUUUGUUCUAACACAACAAACUUUGACAUGGAAAAAGUGCACAACUUUUUUUGAGGUUUGUUAUCGAACACUGUUGCUAUUUACAAAUAGCACAGUUCGUAAUAAUCCGAUAGUUCUAGUGUUGCCAGUAAAAAUUUCGGGAUAACAUGUCCGCCAAUAUCUGCAGUGACCACCAAAACGUGUGCAAACACAAGUCAGAAAAGAUCUCAGUCCGCAAUAAUGUAAAUAUUGCCAAAAAUAAUGCAAGUGCCAUUAGAUUAGUGUCGAUUGUGCUGAUAGCUCUGUUUCAAUCACAUUUCGUGACUAUUGUUUCCGGAGUACGGGAAUCCAAUGAGCUCCGAAAUGCUCGAGAAGACGUGUUUUCAUCAACAUCCAAGUUGGAAGAACUUGUUCACAACGAAUUUCAAGUUCUUGAUCUCCUCACCACGUUCACGGAGUACACCAUCGAGAAAGCCACCAUGAUUAAGGGCUACGUGGACAACCAACGCCGACUUUUAGGAAACCGAAAGUCCGCAAAGGACAUUGUUGCUCAUCCCGUGGACGCCUACGUGCUAACAAGACGACUUACCGCAGAUUGGGAAGAUGUGCAGUUGGCUCUUCAUGCCGUGUCUAAUUACAGCACAGGUGUAUACUCUUGGAUUGGGUCAUUUCGCGAGGGAAGCAAUUUUCCACAGGGGGACGAUCUUAAUGGAGCUGCUCAGGCGUUGGUUCGACUUCAGGACACAUACAGACUUAAUAUGGCCUCCCUCACUCAAGGUGUGGUCAAUCCGCUGCAAAAGUCUGUCGUCAACUCGGAUUCCAUAAAAUUCGAAGGGGUAGAAGGACUAACUGCUCGUGAUUUGCUAUUUUUGGGAAAACAUGCUUAUUCAAAUGGAUUGUACCAUCGAGCUAUAGAAUGGCUUCAAGGUGCUGAAUCUGUAGCUGCAAAAGAAUCAAAUGGAACAAUGUUGCUGUCCGAAAUUGCACCGUCCUUGCAAUCCGCGAUUGACACGCAUGACGACAUUCUUGAGCGACAAGGGCCUCAGGGAACGGGAUGGAAGACGAAUCCCGUCCCGAUCAACCCGAUACUGUCGAGAAGUGCAAAAUACAAUCUCACCGUGCCGAACACGUUCCAAACAAAGCUUUUCCAGCGACAAACAGAGGAAGAAGAGACGGAACAUUAUGUCCGACUUUGCAGAGGGGAAAAACUUCGACCGGCAAUGAUGGAGGCCCAACUGAAAUGUAGAAUGAAAAAUGAUGGUUCUCCAUAUUUGAUCGUGUCUCCACUGAAAAUAGAAGAAGAAUCUCAUGAUCCGUAUAUUGUCAUUGUGCACGAUUUUAUUACCGAGAAACAAGCGGAUGCGUUGGUAGAGUUAGGAAAACCGAAGCUUUACAGAUCUCGACAUAGACAUCACAAAGAAGGAAAUCUGGACGUUGUUAGUCAAAAGAGAAUCAGUAAAAAUGCGUGGAUAAAGGACUGGGAGGACAAGCUCAUGAUAAAAAUCACACGGCGGGUCGAACUAGUCAGCGGACUCAAAGCGUUUCAACCCAAAGAAGCUGAAGAUUAUCAGAUUGCCAAUUAUGGGCUUGGGGGAUUAUACGUACCACACACGGAUCAUUUGAUGAACAAUCCUGAUAAAAGCAUUUACACGCAGUGGGAGCGAUUUGUUGGAGAUCGAAUUGCUACUCUCAUGAUUUACUUGACGAACGUCGGAGCCGGCGGUGGAACCGUUUUUCCGAGAGCGGGCGUGACCCUGAGGCCAAGAAAAGGUUCAGCCGCCUUCUGGUGGAACCUCGAUAAGUCUCUCGUGGGCGAUGAAAAUACACGUCAUGGGGCUUGCGCCGUUUUAUAUGGCGACAAAUGGGUUUCCAACAAAUGGAUUCGAUCAAAUGAACAAUUCCUCAAAGCCCCGUGUGGAUUGCACCCUCUGGACAAGCAUAAAAGGCCAUAAGUCUAAAUACCAUUCAUAAUUGAGUAGAUAACGUUACUUUUAUACAUGCGCCUGAAUUCGUUCAUUGGUGAACGCAAGUAUUAUAUAAUUUCUAGUUCAUAAUAGACUGAUUAUGAUAAAAGUUUAUAUUUUCUUACAUUUAAUACUUCUUUUUUUCUGAAAAUAAAUAUAUAUACUUUGUGGAAAAGUUCUAA
Messenger RNA from Folsomia candida, 2207 nucleotides. RefSeq names its product prolyl 4-hydroxylase subunit alpha-1. NCBI's taxonomy places the organism in Eukaryota, Metazoa, Arthropoda, Collembola, Entomobryomorpha, Isotomidae. Bases 229 to 2013 code for a protein of 594 amino acids. Gene Ontology annotation, biological process: peptidyl-proline hydroxylation to 4-hydroxy-L-proline. Gene Ontology annotation, cellular component: endoplasmic reticulum. The record is from RefSeq and is a predicted model, not a curated record. The transcript has 13 exons. Gene Ontology annotation, molecular function: iron ion binding; L-ascorbic acid binding; protein binding.